Trichogramma pretiosum is the source of this 2824-nucleotide messenger RNA. RefSeq names its product GRIP and coiled-coil domain-containing protein 1 (gene GCC88). The transcript has 8 exons. Gene Ontology annotation, cellular component: Golgi apparatus. Lineage: Eukaryota; Metazoa; Arthropoda; Insecta; Hymenoptera; Trichogrammatidae. The coding region runs from base 312 to 2204 and encodes 630 amino acids. The record is from RefSeq and is a predicted model, not a curated record.
AAAUCGAUUUUUUUUUUGGACUUGAUUUUAUUGGUAGUUACAAUUCUUUGAUAAAAACUAUUGAUUUUUGAUACUCAUAAGAGUUUUCUGAUGAAAAUGCUCAACUUAACCCUGAUGCAUCCAUUAUGUGAUGUGAGGUGUGUAAUGUGUACUAAUACAAUACAAUGCUAUAAGUGUCAACAAUCACACUCUGACAUAUGUUAACUCAACGUCAAGUUUGAGUAAAGCAGUAUUUAUAUUUAAGUAUACAUUUCUACUAUGUUAUAAAAUAGUCUCAAAAAACAUAAUAUAUAUCAUUAAUACUUUACAAAAUGGAAAUUUCUAAAAAAAAUGUCAAAAAAGAAAAUUCAUCAGUGCAAACAGACAUUCGAGAUAACCUUCAAGAUGUGAAGACAAAAGGAGACUUACAAGUGACUCCUGAUAAAGAUGUUAAGGAGAAUUAUGACGAAAAAUCAUCAAACGUCGAAGGUGAAGACGAUACAGUUGAAGGCCUGAAAAAACAACUUGAAACUUUGAUGAAUUCAUUGGCUGUAUUAUCAUCUGAAAAAUCUCGAAUGGAAGCAAAUUUUCAAAGUGAAAAGAGACAAAUUCGCAGUGAACGAGAUGAGAAUGAAAGAGUAGUAAAAAAUCUUAAAGAAAAAAUGAAAAGAAUACAAGGUCAUGCUAUGUCAGAAGUUGAACAUUUAAAAUAUAAGUUAAUAAUGGAAAGGCAUGAGAGAGAAAAAGAGCAAAAUGAUCAUUCCGCAAUAACUAAAGAACUUCAAAAAGCAAUUAAAAGUGAGCAGCUAAUGAAAGAGCAGUUAGAAGCACAAUUGAAGGAAUUGAAAACAGGUGCACACAGUAAAUCUCAGACCAGAUUAUUAGAAGCUGAAAUUGAUGUUUUGAAAAAUAAACUGAAAAUUGCUGAAUCUGCUGCAAAUGAAACUCCAGCAAUGUUACAGAAUUUACAAACAGAAAUGUCACUUAUGAAGAAAAAGUAUAAAAAUGCUAUUGCUGAGGAACAAAAAAGAGCUGCUGCUGCUGAACAAGAGGCUAAAACUUUAGCCGCAAACCAUGAGUCACGUGUAGCAAUUUUAGAAGCUCGCCUAGCAGAAUUAUCAGAUGUUGUUGGUAGUUAUGAUCGACAUCGUCAUCAAGAUCAGAAAGCUAUUUAUGCAUUAAAAGAGCAAUUAAUAAGUCUACAAAAUCAUCAAAAAUCUGACAAUGUACGAAGUCCUCAAGAAUAUGUUGAUACUAUUAAAAAGCUUUAUUUUCAGCUAAUGGAAAUAGAUAACAAUAAAUCAUGUACUUACAUAAAAGAGCUUUUAAGCAGUUUAAAACUCAUUGACAAAGGCGAGGAAUCAACGUAUAAAGAAAAGUACAAUAACAUAUGUCAAGAAUUCGACGAUUUUAAGAAACUUGCUUCAACUAGUUCAAGCCGUUCACAAAGCACCGAUACUAAUUUAACGAAGGACGAAACGCAAUUAUGUCGGACAAAAUCUCAUAAUAAAAAUUUGGAGGAAAAAUUGAGAAUGCUCUAUUCUGAAAUGUCCGAGAGGGAAAAAGAAUUCAAAAUCAAACUUGAAAUGCAACAACAGCAGAGUCUCGAGCAAUACACUAAAUACGAACAAGUUUUGAGUCAAAAAGAUAGCGAAUAUUUAAACAGAAUUGCUACAUUAGAACAACAAUUACAGAGACAACGUGAACGUUCUUUAAGUGUCAUUCAAGAGAAAGACAGAGAAAUUCAAACACUCAAAUCUUCAUUUGAAGCAUUGUUACCCAAAAAAAAAUUAGUCACUUCGGAAUCAUCGGGUACAGUUAGAACGCGCAGCAAUGAUGUGGGUAAUUUAAUGUCCAGUAUUUUAUCAACUGAAAACAAUCCACCUAUGCUUCAUUAUACGCAAGAAUUAGCUCGUAAAGAAGUUCAAGUAUCGACUUUACGAAAGCAGAAUAUGCAAAUGGAAGCAGCGUUGCGCGAGCUCGAAAGAAAUUCGAUUCAUGCACAGGACAAGCACGAGGAAAAUAUAAAAAAAUACGAAGCUCAAAUUAAAAGAUUAGAAGCAUCCAAAUCUCGAGAAAAUGCUAAUCUUGAAUACCUCAAAAACGUAUUCAUCAAUUAUUUAAUGAGCAAAGAUGCGGCGCAAAAGCGUCACAUGCUAAAUGCGAUCUCGACAAUUUUGCGCUUUAGCAAUGAUGAAAGUGAGAAACUUAUGAAAACAAAAUGAUCAAAGUCAUUGUUUUUCUAGUUUUUUUUUUUUUUUUUUAAUGUAUCUAGGGAAAAGAGUAGUUUCCUUUUAUAAUGUUCGUUUGCCUAUGGUGAAAUGAUAUUAAUGAUAUGUAUAUAUCUGUACAUAAACUUGAAAUAUAGUAAUAAGUUAUUUCACUGAUUUGCGCUGGUUCGUUUGUUUUUUCAACUAAGAAAAAUAAUGAAUAGAGAAGCUGUUAUUUUCAUAUCCGUGUAAUGAGAAGAAUCGCCGUUUUAACUCACAACUCAGCUUUAAGAUGAUGCCAGCUGUGUAACUAAUUAAUAUAUUUUUAAUAUUUAAAAAUGUAAUAUUGAAACGGUGAAUAUAAAAGUUGAUUUUCAAACAAAAUCAAAUCAAGAGCAACUUCUUUUAUUUCAUGUUGCAAAGCAAAACAUAAAUCCUCUAUACUUGUAUUAGUUUUAUCCAAGCUUAAAUUGUGGUACGCGAUAUUUGAUAACUGGCACUUGGGGCAAAUAAUGGUUAAAAAAAAAGGAUCGAGUCAGCUAUUUAAAAUACUUUUGUUGACUGUUUACAUUUAAUCCGCUUUCAUUAUUUUAAAUUUUAAACAAGUUUAAAUUUUGAUAUCAAUAGAGAACAUA